GGGAGUAUGUGGGAAAUGCGGAAAGUUAGUGCGCCAUGGUUUAUGUAAAAUAAAUUAGAAAUACAUGUAAUUUGAACAGCAAGACUAGCUUCGGUUCAUUAUUAGGGGCAUUCUCGGGUGUUUACAAGAUUUGCCCCGUUGUUUUGAAGUUGUUUCACCGGAGAAUAUUGCAAACUAGAGGGGCCCCGGGUUAGUGGUCGGGAUGCUGGCGGCGGAAAACCCAUCGGUGGACGGACAUUUGGCAGCAUCGACUCCUCGCAGAAGAGGUAUGGCUUGCAAGUCAAACAAAAAUGCCAAGAAACUUGUACAAGCUCGUCUCCCAUUCAAGCGCCUGAACCCUGAACCUAAAGAGAACCAGCCGCCUAAACGCCCCUGUGAACAUUCCUGUCCUGAACCAGGAGUCUCAGACAGGGAGAAUAAGGACGAAUCCUCUCCACCCCUUGUGCACAAUGGACCACCCUUGGUUAAUGGUCGCGGGCCCAUUGAUGGCUUCCUCAGCCGCAGGGGUCCUGCAGCCUCAGAUGAGAACAUGGUUAUAGAUCUGACUGACUCCAACACGAUGUCUCCUGUAAAGUGCAUUGUUUUACCAGCUCCUGACUCUUCAUGCCUCCCAACAGAAGACCAGCAUCAAAGCAAAGACAAAACCACCUCCUCUGGGAAAUCCAUCAAUGCUGAGCACACUCCUAAAACACACAUUUUAGACUGCAUUGUAGUCAAUGAUAAAGUAGAAGAAGAGGAUGAGGAUGAGGAGGAGGAUGAUGAUGAUGAUGAAGAAGAAGAGGAGGAGGAGGAGGAGGAGGAGGAGGAUGAAGAAAAGGGAAAAGAUGAGAAUCAGACAUCUCUCUCUCAGCUUGACACAACACAGGAUUCUGACAGUGAGCCAGAGGAACAGAAUGAGUUAGGAAACUCCUCCAUGCUGUCAGCUUCAUCAGUCAGCUCUGUGUCUGAAAGCUCACCAGAGAAGUCCAACGCUGACGACCCAACACCCACAACUACACCCACAGAGCCAAAGAACACACCUAAGAUACCAGCAGAUGAGAAAAAGAUGAAAAGACGCUCAUUAAAGAGUUUACAAGAACAAGAGGAGAGGCUUCGGCUGCGACAGGAGAAGGAACGACAGAAGGAGGAGGCUAAAGCUGCAAAAGAGAAAAAGAAAGAAGAGGCUCGCAAACUAAAGGAGGACCGAGAAAGGGAAAAACGUGAGAAAAAGGAAAAGGAUGAGCGAGAGAAAAGAGAGAAAAAAGAAAAGGAGGAAAAGGAAAAGGCAGACAGGUUAAAAGCAAAAGAGGAACUACGGAAAUCAAAACUAGAGGCUAAACUUGAAGAGAAACGAAAGAAGGAAGAGGAGAAGCGAAUGAAAGAAGAGGAGAAACGGUUGAAAGAAGAGAAAGAUCGUUUUAAAGCUGAGAAAGCAGAAAUCACGAGGUUUUUACAAAAAGCCAAGAUUCAACAAGCUCCAAAGACACUUGCAGCAGCGUGUGGGAAGUUUGCUCCAUUUGAGAUAAAAGAAAACAUGUCUCUAGCACCACUGUGCCGGGUUCAGUGUGAGGACUCUGUUCUGGAGGAGCUAGACCAGUAUCUGUUGAACCCUGGUGAUAACCUGAGGGGUCUGAAGGAAUGGAUCGGAAGAGAACCCCGUCGGUCAGGCCCCACUCAACCCAGACAGAAAGACUUGAUCAGUGAGUGUAUAGCAGUGGAUGGGCCCAAACCAGAUGGCGUGCCAGACCGUACACGAUAUGGAUCCUUGAAGUUGUUGCAGUUUCAUGAGAACUACCGUCCAGCGUACUGGGGCACCUGGAGUAAGAAGAGCUCACACAUCUCCCCUCGCUGCCCCCUCAGACAAGACAAGGAUUUGUUGGACUAUGAGGUGGACAGUGAUGAGGAAUGGGAGGAAGAGGAACCAGGAGAGUCCCUCUCUCAUAGCGAAGGGGAGGAUGAGGAGGAGGGAGGAGAUGAUGACAAUGACGAUGAUGACGGCUUCUUUGUUCCUCAUGGCUACCUUUCUGAUGAUGAAGGGGCGCUGGAAGAAGAAUUGGAUGGUGGCGACAUGGAAAAACAGAAAAUGCAGCAGAGACUGAAAGCAAGGGAGUGGGACGAGCUUAUGUCCACUAAGAAGAAGAUGAAGGUUCUGGAGCCAGUGGUGAGGGGCUGCGUCUGGGAGGGAGAGGGACCUGUUUCUGAGCUUUUCCAGCCCUAUGCUGUGUGUCUGGUGGAGCCUUUACCGAAGCCGGACACCAGCCCCAGCCCAAAUGAGCUGUCACAGAAGGCUCAAAGAGAAGAACAAUUACUCAAUCAGCUGCUGCCUCUGCUGCACGGCAAUCUCAACAGCAGCAAAGUGAUCAUCAGUGAGUUUCAGGAGUAUUGUCGUCAGCAGACCUCCUCGUCUUCAUCACUUCCUGAACUGUCCAGCCCUCAGAGACCUGCAGACAACAUUCCCACCAGAAUACAGCUGAAGCGCCUCAUGAAGAAAAACGCUGUUUAUGAAAAGCGUUCAACCUACAGACGCUGCUGCUGGUACGUGCACAAAGACUCUCUGUCCCGUUUUGGCCUGGAGGCUCUUCCAGUGCCCUGCCAGUGGACCUACCUCACCACAGGAGCUCGAGAAGAGUCCCGUGAAGAACCCCAGGCAGCCACAGGCUCUCAGGGAAACUCACCAACUACACCUCAGACCUCCUCCACCACAUCUUCAUCCUCCAACAAAAGGAAGAGCGCAGGCAGCAUGUCAAUCACCAAGUUCAUGAAGAGAUGUACUGACACUGAGCAGACGGAAGCAAUAGAAGCCGAUGGUUUUCAAGCUGACACUGAGGAAGACGAUGAGGAAGACUGCAUGAUCAUCUCUGCACAGAAUGGCUCAACCAGCGAGGGAGACGGUCUGAUGGAAGUCACCCCCUCUGACACAGCUGCUCUUCCAGUGGCCAGCGCUGCUCCUACACUUGCCACUGCCUGAGGACGGGGACAGGCCCUCACCCUGUCACCUCGGGAACCCUGCACCUGCCUCUAUCCCAACGCCCAUCUUUACUUAAUUAAAUUCCUCCUUCCAGGGUCUAAACUCUACUGUGUCCAAGACAGAAUCAAGCAAGAUGAAGCACAGCACUCUGGUACAGGCGAUCCACAGCAGGUCACGCUGGCGUCUGCUCAGUAUUAUGAGUUUCCUGUCACCUAAUUGUUUAAGUGUCAGGUCCCAUCUUGCCUGUGAAAUGUAGAUGUGUGUAAAAUCACAGUGCCUGAUUUGAGUAUUAAGGGCAAAUUUGACAAAAUGUUCAUUAACUAUGUGUCUGAUUUUUUUUGCAUUGACGUUUCAGUCAGGCACAUGUGUUGUGAGCAUCUCUCUGGCACUGCUUUUGCUACAGCAGAUUGGGUUGAACAGAAGAAAGAGCAGAACAGAAAUGCCUGAUUGUCAUGACAAGAAGCAUCCAAGACAUCAAGAACAGCAUUAUUUACGGUUUUGGAAAUGUUGACUUCAUUAUGUUAUUGGAUUUCUAAGUAUCUGGUCAUGCUCUAAAUGUAUAUAGUUUACCAGAAGUUAGAGUUGGGAAAUGACAGGCUACAAGUCCCUCCAUACGUUUCCCUUUGUGCAUUUAUUCUGCAAUUUCUAAU
Molecule: messenger RNA, 3597 nt
Organism: Scomber scombrus (Atlantic mackerel)
Lineage: Eukaryota; Metazoa; Chordata; Actinopteri; Scombriformes; Scombridae
Gene: chaf1a
Product: chromatin assembly factor 1, subunit A (p150)
Exons: 16
Coding region: 203-2947 (914 amino acids)
Biological process (GO): nucleosome assembly
Cellular component (GO): CAF-1 complex; nucleus
Source: RefSeq, a predicted model, not a curated record